ACUAAUCUUGUCCGCGCAAUACACUCGCUCUAUGAGAGCAAUUAGAUUCAGCACCGUUUCCAGUGCCUCUGCAAUGACUCAUUGAAACAUCUUCUGUGCUGAUAAAGCCGCAUCUCUUUUCUCCCCCCACUGCGCACACACACACACACACACGCACACACACACACAUCCACUGGCAAGCACACAACAGGACGUAUAGUUGGAGCACGCACGGACUGACUGGCGCGUCUGACUUUGGAUUUUGCGGAGCAGCAGGCUGGACUUUAUUGUGUUUUCUCCUUAUAUGGUUUCGCUUGAAGUCGGGAUUUUACAUUAAAGAGUCAGACGGUGGAGACACGGGCUGAGGACAUCCCGUCAAGCUGGAUUCCAGAUAACCUGAGCGUAUCAGGCCUUCUCUUGGACAGGAGAGUGGUACCGCCACCACCAGUCUCCAUGCAGGCUCUCGAGAUGGGGAGCUCUGGGAAAGCUGCUUUGUUUGGCUGGAGCUCCUUCGCUCAGUUCACAGCCUGAGGAGAAACAGGAAGCGUCUUGGUGGUGGGGCGGGGAGGGGGGCGCCGAGGACCCAGUGGACCAUAACCACAACCUGCCAAGCUCAGGCUUAGCACAGCAGGAGCAUGUCAGUGCCCGGAGGCCCUUCAUUGAUGUGUCACUCCAUGGCCAAGGCCAGCCUUCUGCUGUGGAUAGGGCUGGUUACCAUCUGUGUGGCUGCUGUUCAAGCCCAGCAGUACCCAGUAGUCACCACCAAUUAUGGGAAAUUGCGCGGAGUGAAAGUUACAUUACCCAAUGAGAUACUGGGACCGGUGGAGCAGUAUUUGGGAAUCCCAUAUGCAUUGUCCCCAACGGGGGAGCGGAGGUUCCAGCCUCCGGAGCCGCCCAUGUCCUGGCCGGGCAUCAGGAAUGCUACUCAGUUUGCGCCAGUUUGUCCUCAGUUCUUAGAGGACCGCUUUUUACUCAAUGAUAUGCUCCCUGUGUGGUUCACUGCCAACUUGGAUACAGUGGUAACCUAUGUGCAGGAUCAGAGUGAGGACUGCCUUUACCUGAACAUCUACGUCCCAACAGAGGAUGGCACCGACACAAACAGACAAGGCGCAGAUUUCAGCAGUAAAGGUGGCAGUGAAACAGACAUCCACGAUGAGAACGGGUUGAAGCCGGUCAUGGUUUACAUCCAUGGAGGCUCCUACAUGGAGGGAACCGGCAACAUGAUUGAUGGCAGCAUCCUGGCCAGCUACGGCAACGUCAUCGUCAUCACGAUCAACUACCGGCUUGGAGUUCUGGGGUUUCUAAGCACAGGAGACCAGGCAGCCAAGGGCAACUACGGCCUGCUGGAUCAAAUUCAGGCUCUCAGGUGGAUCAAAGAAAACAUCCAGGCCUUCAAAGGAGACCCAAAGAGAGUGACCAUUUUUGGCUCGGGCGCUGGAGCGUCAUGCGUCAGCCUGCUCACCCUCUCGCAUUACUCAGAAGAUCUGUUCCAGAAAGCUAUCAUCCAGAGUGGCACAGCCCUGUCCAGCUGGGCUGUCAACUACCAGCCGGCCAAGUACACCAGAGCCCUCGCCGAGAAGGUGGGCUGCAACAUGCUGGACACCAUUGACCUGGUGGAGUGCCUGCAGAAGAAGAACUACAAGGAGCUGAUAGAGCAGUACAUCACACCCGCAAAGUACCACAUCGCGUUUGGGCCUGUGAUCGACGGCGACGUGAUCCCGGACGACCCCCAGAUCCUCAUGGAGCAAGGAGAGUUCCUCAACUACGACAUCAUGCUGGGGGUGAAUCAAGGUGAAGGGUUCAAGUUCGUAGAUGGGAUUGUAGACAGCGAGGACGGAGUAUCAGCCAAUGAUUUUGACUUUGCCGUGUCGGAUUUUGUGGAUCAUCUCUAUGGCUACCCGGAGGGCAAGGACACCCUGCGUGAGACCAUCAAAUUCAUGUACACCGACUGGGCAGAUAAGGAGAACCCAGAGACCCGACGCAAGACCCUGGUGGCUCUGUUCACCGACCACCAGUGGGUGGCCCCGGCUGUGGCCACGGCCGACCUCCACGCCCAGUAUGGCUCACCCACAUACUUCUACGCUUUCUACCACCACUGUCAGAGCGACAUGAAGCCCAGCUGGGCGGACUCGGCCCACGGCGACGAGGUUCCAUACGUGUUUGGGAUCCCAAUGAUCGGUCCGACAGAUCUCUUCAACUGCAACUUCUCCAAGAACGACGUGAUGCUGAGCGCCGUGGUCAUGACCUACUGGACCAACUUUGCUAAAACAGGGGAUCCAAACCAACCAGUUCCACAGGACACUAAAUUUAUCCACACGAAGCCCAACCGGUUCGAGGAGGUUGCAUGGACAAAGUACAACCCCAAAGACCAGCUUUACCUUCACAUCGGUUUAAAACCUCGAGUGCGAGACCACUACCGCGCUACCAAGGUGGCGUUCUGGCUGGAACUAGUCCCACACCUUCACAAUAUAAAUGAGUUCUUUCAAUAUGUGUCCACUACUACCAAGAUACCACCGCAGGACACCACCCCCUACCCUUACACUAAGCGGUUCCCGGGUAAAAAUAGUUGGCCUUCCACCACGCGCCACCCAGGGGUGCCGCCGCCCAACACCAAACAGACCACAGAUCAGCGCAAAAGUGGCGACCUGACGGAUGAGUCAACUGUUGUGAUCGAAACCAAGCGGGACUACUCCACCGAGCUCAGCGUCACCAUUGCAGUUGGAGCGUCGCUGCUCUUCCUCAACAUCCUUGCAUUCGCCGCGCUCUAUUACAAGAAAGACAAACGGCGGCACGAGUCCAACCGUCGUGUCCCCACCCCACAGCGCAACUCCGCCCAAGCCAACGCCCCGUCCGCCGCCAACGAUGUGGCGCACCUUCAGAGCGAGGAACUGAUGUCGCUGCAGAUGAAGCAGCAGCAGCUGGAGCACGACCACCACCACGAGUGCGAGUCGCUGCAGACCCACGACACGCUGCGACUCACCUGCCCGCCCGACUACACCCUCACCCUCCGCCGGUCGCCCGACGACAUACCCCUGAUGACGCCCAGCACCAUUACCAUGAUCCCCAACUCCCUGGCUGGCAUGCAGCCUCUGCACAACUUCAACACUUUUGGUGGCAGCCAGAACAGUACCAACCUGCCCCACGGUCACUCUACCACUCGGGUAUAGCUCAGCUGGGUGCCAGACUCUUUUCUGGAUCCCACACAAGGCAAAUACUGAGCUGUGUGCAGCACAGACUCCAAAGUCCCAGCAGAUGUUAUUUUGCUACCAUGCCUUCUUGUAAAAGUAUAUACAGUAUAAAAUGACCAUAAACUCAUGAACAUAUUCAAAGUGAAUGUUACUAUAGUAAUAACUCUUUCUGGAGCGAAGCUUCACGGAAGGUUUUCGAGGAGUUUUACCAAAAGAAAAAAGGCAACCGGUGGAUGACUGUUACUGUAAUAUUCUUACAAAUACAAAAACAAGCAGUUUCUGUGUCGACAAAAGGAGCCUUCGGGGAGGCUUUGUGCCAUAGAUACACACUAGCUAAACAGCGACGAGAGUUGUUGAAAAAGCAACAAUGGAAACAUCAUCUUUUCACGAUCCUUCAUCCAUCAGACACCUGAACUUGGGCACAGAAUUCUACACCCCAGCCUGAAAUGUAUUUAUGAAAACUUUGUAAAAAAGAACAAAAAAAAAAAAAGAAAAACACAAGAAAAAAGGUAUGUAGUUGUGUGUGGAAAUUGAAAAAAGAAAAAAGUUUUAAAAAAGAGAAAAAUAUCAAAAGAGUUCCUUCGAUUAUCGUUUUUAUUUUGGCUGAGAUCUUUUCGGGUUUUAUUUUUUCCAGCUCGUGCUUUCUGUUGAGGUGUGUGUAAAUAUAUAUUCGUCAUUCUCCCCCUCCCCCCGAUGACAACCUGUGUUUCAUUAGUUUUUCACAGAUAUGACCAAAAUGCGAACACAAUCCCAUCCUUGGAGAGUUGCACACCGUUGCAGGUCAUCACAUACUGUCUCGUGCAUUGCUUUGUGUCCACUCUUUAGACAUUGCAUGUCCAGGAAGAGCUUUACUCUGCAUUCUCCGUGCGAGAAUGACGACUGACUGACUCCCAUCAACCUGCCGUCAUCCUGUUAUGCUUUUAGUAGUUUAUUUCUUUGUGGGCUUUUUUCUGUCUUGCAAUCUCAGCACUGCCUGAGCUUACAAUGUGACCAGCAAUGUAUUAUUUAGAAAUAAAAAAAGGCAGUGAAUUCUUUUUUUUUUUUUUGUAUUAAUAUUAGUUGGAUAUGUUUGUAAAGAAAUAUAUGUUAGAUAUUUCAAAUUGUCAUAUGCUAGCAAUAUGUAAAGUAUUGUGCCAGGCUUGUGAUAUUUUGGGUUACAAAAAGCAAGUGAAUGAGUGUAAAUAUUAAUGAUAUUAAUUAUUAUAAAAUUACAACGCAGUAACCAUUAACUCUCUUUCCGUUUUGCAUCCUAUUAUGACAAAAAAAAAAAUGGACGUACAUCGAGAAGAUUUUAAGCUACAUUUGUAAAUUCUAUAAAAGAUAUAUUCUUGGUCCCUAAACCAGUCAAGAUAACAAGGGUUUUAAUGUAGAGUUUUAAAAUCCUUAGUUUGUCUUAUAUUUGUUUGCGGUUUUGCCUUAAGUGAUAAUAGAAAUAUUUCUGGCUGGACACCUGUAUAAACUUUUUCUGCAACAUUUUUAAUAAAAUAUCACAGUAUUUUCUAAAAAAAAAAACUGAGAAAAAAAUGAAACGUGGGAGAUUUAAUUGGA
Amphiprion ocellaris (clown anemonefish) is the source of this 4715-nucleotide messenger RNA. It is a transcript of the gene nlgn4xa, whose product is annotated as neuroligin 4 X-linked a. The record is from RefSeq and is a predicted model, not a curated record. The coding region runs from base 615 to 3146 and encodes 843 amino acids. The transcript has 7 exons. Gene Ontology annotation, cellular component: cell surface; synapse; postsynaptic specialization membrane. Gene Ontology annotation, biological process: modulation of chemical synaptic transmission; presynaptic membrane assembly; synaptic vesicle endocytosis. NCBI's taxonomy places the organism in Eukaryota, Metazoa, Chordata, Actinopteri, Pomacentridae. Gene Ontology annotation, molecular function: neurexin family protein binding; signaling receptor activity.